This is a messenger RNA of Beta vulgaris subsp. vulgaris (sugar beet), 1626 nucleotides long. RefSeq lists its product as uncharacterized. The record is from RefSeq and is a predicted model, not a curated record. The transcript has 4 exons. Lineage: Eukaryota; Viridiplantae; Streptophyta; Magnoliopsida; Caryophyllales; Amaranthaceae. Gene Ontology annotation, molecular function: nucleic acid binding; RNA-DNA hybrid ribonuclease activity. Bases 1 to 1626 code for a protein of 541 amino acids.
AUGAAGCAAGUGUUGCAAAAGAUGGAUGCAUCUGGACGAAUGCUGAAGUGGGCCGUGGAGCUCAAUAUGUUUGAUUUAUCAUUUGAGCCCAGAAAAGCAGUAAAGGGGCAAGCUUUGGCAGACUUCAUUGUAGAGCUUACUCGACCUACAGUAGAGCCCGUCCAGGAUCCAGCAGAAGGGAAACGACAUUGGACUCUGAUGGUGGAUGGAUCGUCAACAGCCAAUGGUUGUGGAGCUGGGAUCAUCUCCCAGUCACCAGAGGGGGACAAAGUUGAGUAUGCUAUGAAAUUUCAAUUCCAGGCUUCAAACAAUGAAGCAGAGUAUGAAGCUCUCUUAGCCGGCAUCAAAAUGUUCAAGGCGGCCGGAGCCCUGGAAAUUGAAGCAAAAACGAACUCUCUGUUGGUGGUCAGCCAAGUCAAUGGAGAUUUUGAAUGCAAGGAAGCAACUAUGAGCAAGUACAUGAAUCUGAUCAAGGAAGAAAUCAAUUCAUUAAAGCGAUUUGUGCUCGACCAAGUACCAAGGUCAGAAAAUCAUCAAGCAGAUGCCCUUUCCAAACUAGCCAGCUCGGCUGAAGGAGAUAGGCCAAGAACUGUGUUUUGGGAAGUCAAGUCGGCCAAGAGCAUUGAUUUGCAAGAGGUCUUGUUCCUCAGUCGGGAAAACGAAUGGAUGAGCCCCAUCAUCGAGUAUAAGAAGACAGGACGGCUGCCCCUUGAUCCCCUGGAAGCUAAAAAGGAUGGAUUGGAAGUCCUAAAAGAGCUGCAUGAGGGAGUUUGUGCCUCUCACAUUGGGGGGAGGGCGUUAGGAGAAAAAGCUCUAAGGACUAGCUAUUUUUGGCCGACCUUGAAGGAGGACGCCUUGCUUUAUGCCAAAAGAUGUGAUAGUUGUCAAAGGCAUGGCAACGUCUAUCAGAAGCCGUCCAACUACUUAACUCCAGUCCUUUUUCUUCUUCCCUUUGCCAAAUGGGGACUGGAUAUUCUUGGUCGUUUUCUUAUAGCAACCGGCCAGAAAAAGUUUGUGAUAGUAGCUGUCGACUACUUCACCAAAUGGGUGGAAGCUGAAGCUAUGAGAGGAAUUACCACCAAUGAUGUCAAAGGGUUCGUCUGGAAGAAUCUUAUCACAAGGUUUGGAAUCAAAAAGAAGCUGGAUAACGCAAGAGGGUUAUGGGUUGAAAAGUUACAUUUGGUUUUAUGGUCAAUUAAAACAACGGCCAAGAACUCAACUGGAGAAACUCCAUUCAUGAUUGUCUAUGGCUCAGAGGAUGUUCUCCCUAUUGAGGUUGAGGAGCCAACUCUGCGAGUCAUGAUGUACUCAGAGGAGGCUAACUGGGCUGCUCUCCGGACGGCCCUAGAUCUGGUUCCUGAAGUCAGGGGUAAUGCGCUACUAAGGAUGCAACUCUACAAGCUAAGAAUGGCUAGAGAAUUCAACAAAAUAGUAGCUAGGCGGCCAUUGAAAAAAGGAGAUCUCGUCCUGAGGAAAAUGGAAGCAGUGGGCCGAGCCAAGGAGCUGGGCAAGCUCACUCCAAACUGGGAGGGCCCCUACAAAAUCGUCGAAGAAGUUCAAAAUGGCACCUCUCGUCUGGAGGGCAUGGACGCUCUACUUCUCUCCUACGACUGUCUCUCUGUUUGA